Macaca mulatta (Rhesus monkey) is the source of this 1338-nucleotide messenger RNA. RefSeq names its product olfactory receptor 12D1. The record is from RefSeq and is a predicted model, not a curated record. Gene Ontology annotation, biological process: G protein-coupled receptor signaling pathway. Gene Ontology annotation, cellular component: membrane. NCBI's taxonomy places the organism in Eukaryota, Metazoa, Chordata, Mammalia, Primates, Cercopithecidae. Gene Ontology annotation, molecular function: olfactory receptor activity; G protein-coupled receptor activity.
UUGUGUCAGAGAUCAUAACAGAUAUAUAUAUAUGCAUAUAUAUUUAAUAUUUAGCCAUCUAAAAACCAAAAAUAUAAAACUUGUGAGGUUGAAUCAUGCAAAACAACAAUACUCUUCCUCCAAAUAUUCUUGGCUUGGUGAGAAAAUUCUGAGCUGGAAGGAUUCUGAUUCAAUUAGUGUUCCAUACAUUAUUUUGUGUUUUUUUUGAAGUGAUGCUGAAUACAACCUCAGUCACCGAAUUUCUCCUCUUGGGAGUGACAGACAUACAAGAACUGCAACCUUUUCUCUUCGUGGUUUUCCUCACCAUCUACUUCAUCAGUGUGGCUGGGAAUGGAGCCAUUCUAAUGAUUGUCAUCUCUGAUCCUAGACUCCAUUCCCCUAUGUAUUUCUUCCUGGGAAACCUGUCCUGCCUGGAUAUCUGCUACUCUACGGUGACACUGCCAAAGAUGCUGCAGAACUUCCUCUCUACACACAAAGCAAUUUCUUUCUUGGGAUGCAUAAGCCAGCUCCAUUUCUUCCACUUCCUGGGCAGCACAGAGGCCAUGCUGUUGGCCGUGAUGGCAUUUGACCGCUUUGUGGCUAUCUGCAAGCCACUUCGCUACACUGUCAUCAUGAGCCCUCAGCUCUGUACCCAGAUGGCCAUCACAAUCUGGACCAUAGGUUUCGUCCAUGCCCUGCUGCACUCCGUAAUGACUUCUCGCUUGAACUUCUGUGGUUCCAACUGUAUCCAUCACUUCUUCUGUGAUGUGAAGCCGUUGCUAAAGCUGGCCUGUGGGAACACGGAGCUCAAUCAGUGGCUGCUCAGUACUGUCACAGGGACAAUCGCAAUGGGCUCUUUCUUUCUCACAUUUCUCUCUUAUUUCUACAUUAUCACCCAUCUCUUCUUCAAGACUCAUUCUUUUGGCAUGCUCCACAAAGCACUGUCCACUUGUGCCUCCCACUUCAUGGUAGUUAUUCUUUUCUAUGCACCUGUUCUCUUCACCUAUAUUCGUCCUGCCUCAGGAACCUCCAUGGACCAGGACCGGAUCAUUGCCAUCAUGUAUACUGUGGUCACUCCUGUACUAAACCCACUGAUCUACACUUUGAGGAACAAGGAAGUGAAGGGGGCCUUUAAUAGAGCAAUCAAAAGGUAGCUUUGACCUAAAGAAAUCUUGAAGAACUCUUCUGAAGCAUAAAUAAACAAUUAAAAAGUUGAGUUUGUAAUUAUACUGUUUCUUAAAUUAUUUAGAAAUGUACAACAGAGGGAACUGGAUAAAACAAAAAUAUAUGGAAAAAUAUGCUGUAAUUGUAUUUAACAAUGUUUUCCUAGGUUAUAUAAGGGACAUUUGAAUGAAUGGG